UAGACACAUCGUUAUGCAUUUGUUUCCGAAGCACUGCCCCUAUCACUUACUUACAUGCAUACCGAAUCAUGCUAAUACUCUGGGCUUCUCUCGUAAUCGUUCAAGCGAGGACCGGUUGGGGGGAAAUCCCGCCGGCCGGCACGGUGCCCAUCAGCGGGGAGGCGGCGCGGGAGCUGCCGCAGUUCGAAGCCACGCCCAAGCACCGCAGUAUCCUCCUCAUCCCGGAGUGCUUCGAUGCGCGCCAGAAAUGGGCGGGCUGCCAGAGUAUCGGGGAUAUCCGGCACCAGGGCCUGUGCGGCACCUGCUGGGCGGUCGCCGCGGCCAGCGUCAUCUCCGACCGGAUCUGCAUCACUUCCGGUCAGCGUAACCAAACCUACGUCUCGGCCAUCAACCUGGCAUCGUGCACGGUAGCGGGACGGAGUCCGCAGCAAAAUUGCAUCGGCGGUGAUGAUGCGGCCAACGCGUACAAACAAGCGACACUGUACGGCGCGGUGACCGGCGGGAACUACCAGAGCAGCUACGGAUGCCAGCCGUACUCCCUCUCGCCCACCGACCAACUGGGGUUGUCCUGCCAGAAAACCUGCAGCAACGCCGGAUACGAUAGACCCUACGACGACGAUCUGAUCUUUGUGGACACGUUCUGGACGACGUACAGCAACACGCUCUCACAGGAGCAGAACGCGGCCAAUGUCCACCAGAUGCAGAUGGACAUUAUCGCCAACGGGCCCAUCACGGCGGCCAUUACGGCCUUCAGCGAUCUGGAAACCUGGACCAGCGAUAAAGGAGCUUAUCGUGGACCCUCCCCGGAGGCGCUGAACAAAGCCGGCCACGCCAUCCGCAUCAUCGGCUGGUGCAAAGACCAGCAGCGCGUCCCCUACUGGCUGGUGGCCAAUUCCUGGGGCACCGAGAAGGGCGACCGGGGCUUCUUCUGGAUCGAGCGCGGCCGCAACGUCAUCGGCAUCGAGGACCACAUCUCGGCGCCCAUCAUCCGGCAGCCCAACAACUGCCCUUCCCUGUGCGAUCAACCUCUGGACCAGCUGAUCCGCCUGCAUCCCUACGACCGGCAAUCGCCGGUCUACGCCUUCCAGGGCACCUGCGUGACGGAGGUGCGGGUGGAAGGUGGACGGAUCGUGCCGGUGGCGGCGCCGGCGCCCAUUGGGACGGUGCUGGUGGGCGGGCCCCGGGCGCCGGUGACGCACUGGGCGGAGGCGAAGAAUCAGGGCGAGUUGUGGUUUAUCGGGCCGAGCGGAUUUGCCAGCGUCUGCGGUGACACGCCGGGUUCCAGCAAGAAAAGCUGCCGCGCCGGCAACGUCCAUCCGGACGCCACCGCCGGCCCGCAGACCCUCAACAUGGCCACACGCGACAAAUACGUCUAUUAUACGGAUGAAGCCAGGCGCCAGCAGAUCUACCAGUUCAUGGGCGGCAUGUACCGGCCGCAGGCCAUCAACAUCAAGGAUGCUUUGGCGAAUAACUUCCAAAAGGUCACGGCGCUGCUGGACCUCGACGGGAAGAGUAUGCUGGUGUGCGGCGUGGCCAAGGAUGGGCAAGGUGCUUGCGGGACACUAUCCUACGGGUCCUGGAAGCUAACUGGACAAGCCACCAUGGACAAGAUUGUUACGCAGUGUUAAUUUAUCAAAAAUAAUUUUUACUUUUUAUUACGUGGAUUUGGAAUAUCGUUACUUAUUUUCAGCACUGGCUUAAAACUGUUAACAUGGAUAUAUAAGCGCCAAAUAAAUGCGGUGGAAAAGGUCACGGAAAUAAUUAUACG
This is a messenger RNA of Paramacrobiotus metropolitanus, 1768 nucleotides long. Its product is annotated as tubulointerstitial nephritis antigen-like. NCBI's taxonomy places the organism in Eukaryota, Metazoa, Tardigrada, Eutardigrada, Parachela, Macrobiotidae. The record is from RefSeq and is a predicted model, not a curated record. Gene Ontology annotation, cellular component: lysosome. The transcript has 9 exons. Bases 69 to 1628 code for a protein of 519 amino acids. Gene Ontology annotation, molecular function: cysteine-type endopeptidase activity.